AUGGCCAUGAAAAAUCAUACCAGGGUGUCUGAAUUUAUUUUUUGUGGACUUACCCAGUCUCAAGAGCUGAGCUUGCUCUUAUUUUUCUUUUUAUCUGUAGUUUAUGUAACAACUGUGUUAGCAAAUGUUGCCAUCAUGGUCACCGUGACCUGUGAGUCCCGCCUUCACAACCCCAUGUACUUCCUGCUCCGCAAUCUCUCAGUCUUGGACAUCUGCUUCUCCUCCAUCACUGCUCCCAAGGUCCUCGUGGACCUUCUGUCAAGGACAAAGACCAUCUCCUUCAACGGUUGCAUCACUCAGAUGUUCUUCUUCCACCUUAUCGGUGGGGCAGACCUUUUUUCUCUCUCUGUCAUGGCCUUUGAUCGCUACAUGGCCAUCUCCAAGCCCCUGCACUACGUGACCAUCAUGAGUAGGGGGCGAUGCACUGCCCUCAUUGUGGCCUCCUGGGUGGGGGGUUUUGUUCACUCCAUCGUGCAGAUUUUCCUGUUGCUGCCCCUCCCCUUCUGUGGACCUAAUGUCGUUGCUGGCUUCUACUGCGAUGUCCCCCAGGUCCUCAAACUCGCCUGCACUGACACAUUUGCUCUUGAGAUCUUAAUGAUUUCCAACAACGGUCUGCUCACUACCCUGUGGUUUGUCUUCCUCCUUGUGUCCUACACAGUCAUCUUGAUGAUGCUGAGGACUCACGCUGGAGAGGGCGGGAGGAAAGCCAUCUCCACCUGCACAGCCCACAUCACUGUGGUGACUCUGCACUUUGUGCCCUGCAUCUAUGUCUAUGCCCGGCCCUUCACUGCCCUCCCCAUGGACAGAGCUGUCUCCAUCACCUUAACGGUCAUCAUCCCUGUCCUGAACCCCAUGAUCUAUACCCUAAGGAACCAGGAGAUGAAGUCAUCCAUGAGGAGACUGAGGAGAAGACUUAUGUUUUCUGAAAGGGGAUAA
Molecule: messenger RNA, 936 nt
Organism: Zalophus californianus (California sea lion)
Lineage: Eukaryota; Metazoa; Chordata; Mammalia; Carnivora; Otariidae
Product: olfactory receptor 4D11-like
Exons: 1
Coding region: 1-936 (311 amino acids)
Biological process (GO): G protein-coupled receptor signaling pathway
Cellular component (GO): membrane
Molecular function (GO): olfactory receptor activity; G protein-coupled receptor activity
Source: RefSeq, a predicted model, not a curated record